UGUGUGUGUGUGUGUAAAACAAAAGGAGGAGUUUCUCAGCUUUUUGAGCACGUAAAAGAAGGAAGUUGGGGGGGGGGUUCUGGGUUAAAACCUUCAUUCUUUACAGUUUGUGUAACAGACACGACGUAGUUAAUCGACGUAGUUAAUAUUGAUUUUCCACAGCACUUUUUUUCCUCGAGACUUCGUAGAAGAGCUUCAGAGGGUAAGCCAUGUGCACAGCCAAGUGCUCCCACAUCAGGGAUGAGAUCUUCCUCCUCAUCUUCACCUGACCAGUUCUUAAGCAGCACACCUGAAGAUCAGAGUUCUUGUUUAGGUGAGAGUGAUUUCGAGUGUGGGACAGAUGACUUAUUGGACUUGAAUGCUUCCCUGAAAGACUCUGAGUAUUUCAGAGACCUCCAGGCCAGACCUGGUGGAGAGUGUGAGCCUUCUCAGAGUCCCCUGGCUGUGUUUAUUGACACAGAGGACAAACCACAGCUCAGUCCAGGAUUAGUCUUCUACCCAUCGCCCACGCUACACUGUGAAACAUACUUAGAAAACCUCUCGUCAUCACACAGUAACACCAACCUGCUGUCUGACCAAGGAGAGGUGAUGGAUUUGGCAGAGAGUUCAGACGAGAUGUGCUUGGAUGACUUGAACAGCGACAGUUUCCCUAUCCUUGUCAGGUCUAUGUCCACCUCGCGGAGACACAGCUCAGAUGUUCCACUGAAUCCACUCGGCCUGGGGAGAAGGUUUAGUCUGGACACCAGGAGUGUAGACAGUGAUGGAGAGCAAGAUGACCAGAGCCAGUCUCAGAGCUCGGUGGAGGAGUUCACUUCAUGUGGAGAACCAGAGCUCAUCAAAUCCCCACCGUCCACCCAAGAGAGGAUGUAUUCCAGAUCUGAGAUUGUGUCGCCAGUUGAAAAGUCUCAAGCUGAGAGGGUCUCACGUAUCCUGGAAACUUCCAAACAAGCAGCCCGAGCUUCAGGAGAGGAACAUGACUCAGAUGAGAGUUUACGCUCAGCAGAAGGACAAUGUCACAUGGCAAAUCAUAGAACCUCAAGUGCUGACAGGAAAGAAAAUGUCACCUGGUAUGAAUUUCUCUCCAUCGAGAAUGAGGAAGAGGAGGAGAGAGUGGAAAGGCCAGAGAAGGGCACUAAGGUGAAGCGCACCCUGAGCUCGUUGAGAAACCGAAUGACCGGAUCAUUUAACAAAGACAAGGGUAAGAACCGUGAAAAAGAGCAGCAGAAAGAGAGAGACAGAGAGAGGGAAAAGGAGAAAGAGAGAGAAAGGGAGCUGAAGGGGGACACUUGCACGGUUAGCAGCAGCUGUAAUGGCCACCAGCUUGUGCGUGGCUCUUUCUCGAGCCGAGCCACAUGCUCACUGUGCAGCAAGACCCUGCAGAGGAAGCAUGGUCUGCAGUGUGUCAAUUGUGCUGUUAACGUUCACAAAAGCUGUAAGAGUCUCCUGCCCGAGUGUAGCAACAGUAAAAACAAGAAUAAAGAUUUUGCCCAGAAGAGCCAAACAGCUUCUCAGCCCUGUAGUCAAGCCUCGAGGGAGCAGUGCCUCACCUCCGAUGGCGCCAUCCGCCCGGCUGCAGGCAUGACCAUCCUGCCUCGAGGAGCCAGCGGGCAGCAAAGCGCUCACAGCAGCAAUCACACGCUCAGUCACACCAGCAGCUCCAGCUCUAUUACAGGGGAGAUGGAUGAAGUUGACGCAUUCAGAAUUAAAAGGCACACAGAAGAUACCAUCUCUAUCACUCCAUCUACAGCCGAGUCUGUUAUAGUGGAAGAUGCGUACUACAACAAUGUGAGGGCGGAGCUGGAGUCACUUGCUCAGGACUUUGAUGUGGAGUCGUGGAGCUUGGCCGUGGAUCAGCAUUUCUUAAAGAAACAUUCCAAGGAAGUGAUUAAGAGACAGGACGUGAUUUAUGAGCUGAUCCAGACAGAGAUGCACCAUGUGCGCACGCUGAAGAUCAUGCUGCUAGUUUACGUGCAUGAGCUGCGUGAGACUCUGCAGCUGGACGAGCGCAGCCUGGACUGUUUAUUCCCACAGUUGGAAAGCCUGCUGAAAUUACACAGCCAUUUCCUGUCCCGCCUCCAAAAGCGACGCCAAGAAAUGCUGGAGCCAGGAAGCGACCACAACUACGUCAUGCACAGAGUGGCAGAUAUCAUAAGUGACCAGUUUUCUGGUGAGCUCGGAGAGAUGAUGAAGGAAAGCUAUGGCGUGUUUUGCAGUCACCACACCGAAGCAGUCAACUACUACAAAGAGCAGCUGCAGAGCAACAAAAAAUUUCAGAACCAUAUAAGGAAAAUAAACAACUUGCCCAUUGUCCGACGACUCGGCGUUCCUGAGUGCAUCCUGCUUGUCACACAGCGCAUCACCAAAUAUCCCGUUCUCGUGGAGCGCAUGCUGCAGUACACAGAAGCCGGCUCUGAAGAACACGAGGAGCUGGCAGGAGCUUUUGUUCUGAUCAGAAAUGCCCUCGUGCAGGUAGAUGCCCAGGUGAAUCUGUUUGAGAAGGAGACACGCCUCAAAGAAAUCGCUGCCAAGAUGGAGCCUAAAGCAUUUGGCAAGAUCAAAGAUGGACGCAUCUUUAGGAGGGAGGAUGUCACACCGAGCAAACGGAGGCUGAUACAUGAAGGCAUGGUCAACUGGAAGGCCGCCUCCGGCAGACUUAAGGAUAUCCUGGCUGUGCUACUCACAGAUGUUCUGCUUCUGCUACAAGACAAGGACCAGAGAUAUGUCUUCUCUGCUGUGGACGGGAAGCCAUCAGUGAUCUCACUGCAGAAGCUGAUUGUCAGAGAAGUGGCACAUGAAGAAAAGGCCAUGUUCCUCAUCUGUGCCUCCUCUAAUGAGCCUGAGAUGUAUGAGAUCCACACAGCCUCGAAAGAGGAGCGCAACACCUGGAUCGCACACAUCAGGCAGGCCGUUGACAGCUGUCCUCAUACAGAGGAGAGACUCUUCACUGAAGAGGAGGGAGCGAGACUGCAACGCUUCAGAGACAUUCAAGAACAACUGACAGUGAAAGACGCUCUGAUCAGACAGGCUCUGACAGACAAGCUGCACUUAUAUGCAGACCUCUCUGAGUGUGUGGGUGGUUUAGAGGACACAAGAAGUCAGCGUCAUCUCUUGCUGCGGGGAGAUGCCUCAGAUCUCCAGCAGGGGGAGCAACUGCUCAAAAGAGCCUUAACAGAGGUGGAGAACCUGCAGAAUGUUCUGGUGUCAGGUGGGCACGUCUUUCCUCAGACAGAGGAAAAUCAAAGUUCCAACUCGCUGCCCAGGAGAGCAGGAACAUUUGGGGGCUACGACAGCAGCAUCAGUCCACAGCACAAGCAUGACAGUUUGAAGAAACAGUCAAUUGGAGCAGGAAAGUCCAGAGACAGGAGUCAGAGAGCCAGUUCAGACCCUCAGCUUAAAGAAAUGUGUCUCGGUCAAGAACUGGAAGAGACCGAUAUUUCUUUACCCAGCUGGAAUACGAACUCCUCCAGGUUCCAAAAUACAGAGUUUUCUAGCCGGGUUCUUCUGCUUUCUCAACAACUCUACAGUCUUCAGGCGAUUGUUUCCCAGCAGGACAGCUUGAUUGAGCUACAGCGGGCAUCUCUUUUCUCAGCAGAACGACAGCGCGGCACAGAUGUGCUCCUUGAGCAGGAGAAACAGAGAAACCUGGAGAAGCAUCGUGAGGAGAUGGCUCAUUUCCAGCGUCUACAGGCACAGCAGCAACAGGAGCAAGAGCGCUGGGAACGCGAGCGAGCGAGGCAGCAGAAACAGCAUGAGGCUGAGCAGCUCAGGCUUCAGGAGCGAGAGGAAUCAUGCAGGAAGGUGGAGGAGAGACUUUCCCAGGAAAGGCAGGAUCUUCAGAACCAGAGGCAGAAAUACCAGCAGGAUCUGGAGAGAUUACGAGAAUCCACGCGGGCAGUGGAGAAGGAGCGGGAGAAACUUGAGCAGCAAAGGAAAAUGAAAAAACGCAAUACUGCACCCAUUACACCAACAUAUGGGCAUGACACAGCACAGCUCCCCCUGUCCUCCAGUUUUAACGGUGACAUCCUGGGAAACUCUGGAACAGAUCUGGCCCUCCAGUCUCGCUCUCAGCUCCGCUCCACCGUCUCGCUAUCUACUGCUGAUUACCCAGAGAGGACAGACAUUCCUUCACGCCGGGAGGGUGCCAACACCCUACCCGCCAAAACCGAGGUCCCUAUCCACCUGGUCAGCACCACCAACCAGCAGCACAAGCAGGGCGGAGUCCAACAGCAGAUUCCCACCAAGCUGGCCACAUUGAAGAGCAAGGACAAGAGCAGCAAAAGUAAAGGCUCCCAGCGCACAGACAGCUCAGCUUCAAUUGACAUGAAGCAGAUGCUCGCUCUGAAACUGUCAGAGAGUUCUGCAAAAUCUCGUCGCUCGGUCAGUCCGAAUCAACAGCCUCAACUUGCUCAGCCUCCAGUUACAGAUCCCCUGUCUAUUGGAGAUAAAUACAUCCCAGAGCAUCUGAAAGCAAAGAACCAGAGCUUUCCACAUUCCUACCCUCUCCCUGACGAAAAAGACAAGGAGGAUGUCAUCUUUUUCUGAAUGUUUCUGUAUGAAAAAAUUGUUACACUUCAAGGUUCAAAAUUUUAAUCACUUCUAAUAGCUUUUUCUCACUGUUGAAUAGAAGAACCAGGUGACAAAAAUAGGUUUUAAUCAAAAUUUAAAUCUUAAAGAAACAUCUACAACAGUGCAUAGUCUGGCAGAUGCAUGAGGAGCACGAUAUAAAAGGAAGAACAUGACAUGAAAUGAAAAUGUGCGUAAACAGGGAUGAGCUGUGUGUGCACUUGACUCGAAACAAUACUGUAUUUCCAGGGAAAAGAAGAAAAAGAAAAAAAAUCACAGAAGGAUUUUGUGUGUCGCAGCUCAGACCUGAAAGAACAAAAUGCAGAAAUGUUAAGAUGCGUGUUGUUUUGUUUAUAAAGGAAGCUUUUUAUGAUGUUAGAACCUCAUUUAAAUGUUGGGUCGAGAAUAGAUUUUUUUUGUUUGAUCAUUUGUCCAGUUUAUUGAUUUUAACCUGCACAACAGAAAGCGUCCGUCUCAUUAGAUUACAUUGGAAAAACGGCAAAAUCUAAAUAAAAAAAAAAAACACUAUAAAAUGAGAACUUUAAGAUUUUUCCCUGCAGGUUCUACUAAAGUAUCAAAGCGAUACAUGAUAAGCAAUUACGCUGAUAAAAUCUUUAAAUCUUUGACUGAUAUUUUGACACUUUUUUUUUUUUUUUUUUUU
Molecule: messenger RNA, 5224 nt
Organism: Clarias gariepinus (North African catfish)
Lineage: Eukaryota; Metazoa; Chordata; Actinopteri; Siluriformes; Clariidae
Gene: arhgef18b
Product: rho/rac guanine nucleotide exchange factor (GEF) 18b
Exons: 30
Coding region: 241-4542 (1433 amino acids)
Biological process (GO): small GTPase-mediated signal transduction
Molecular function (GO): guanyl-nucleotide exchange factor activity
Source: RefSeq, a predicted model, not a curated record